GCAUGCGGUGAUGGUCGCCAUGACGAAGCCGGAAGUCCGGCGCGCAUCUUGAUCUCUGACAGCACAAUCAACAAUGUGAUGAGCGCGCAAUUCCCUACACGACCGAUAUCAAGACUCACAGGGCACAAUGGCCAAGUGCUCGCCCUCUGCUACAGCGCCGGAUCAGGCCAAUACCUCCUGACCGGCAGCACCGACCGCCACAUCCGCCUCUUCAACCCCGCCACCGGCCUCGAAGUCCAGAAAUACAGCGCCCACGGCUACGAAGUGCACGAUUUGAGCGUCGCGCAAGACAACGAUCGCUUCAUCAGUGUUGGCGGCGACAAGACUGUAUUUCUGUGGGAUGUGGCUACGCAUCAAACGCUGAGAAGAUGGAGUGGGCAUGCGGGACGCAUCAAUGCUUGUGCGUUUGCUGGGGAAGGGGAUGCUUUGGUUGUGACGGGGAGUUUUGAUUCGACGGUCAAGAUUUGGGAUUGUAAGCAGAGAGGGGAGAAACCCAUCAUGUCGCUUUCAGAGGCUAGGGAUGCUGUUUCGUCUAUUUCUGUGUCUGGAGCUGAGAUUUUGGCGGGUAGUGUGGAUGGCAGGGUUAGGUGUUAUGAUGUGAGGAUGGGAGUUGUUGAUCAGGAUGUUCUUGGUCAUCCUGUUACGUCUGUUACGCCUACUGUCAACAAUGACUCCUAUCUCGCCAGCACCUUGGACUCGACGUUGCGGCUCAUGGACAAGAGAGACGGCAAGCUACUCCAAGCUUUCCGACACGCCGACUUCAAGAACGAAAACUACAGACUACGCUCUACACUGGCUGCGGCAGACAGUCUUGCCAUUUCUGGCUCAGAGGACGGACACAUUUACGUCUGGGAUCUGUUGACUGGCAAUUUGGUUCACAAGCUCAAGCACUCUGCUCCAGCCCUCACGGACGGCACCAAGACUUUUGUUUCCAUGUCUUCAAAGAGAGAGGUGGUAAACUCUGUGGUGUGGAAUCAACUGAGAAAGGAAUGGGCCAGUGCUGGUGGAGAUGGCAGUGUUGUCGUUUGGGGAACUGGAUAA
Aureobasidium vineae is the source of this 1041-nucleotide messenger RNA. The record is from the annotation of a GenBank genome assembly. NCBI's taxonomy places the organism in Eukaryota, Fungi, Ascomycota, Dothideomycetes, Dothideales, Saccotheciaceae.